Molecule: messenger RNA, 1221 nt
Organism: Salvia splendens (bonfire salvia)
Lineage: Eukaryota; Viridiplantae; Streptophyta; Magnoliopsida; Lamiales; Lamiaceae
Product: probable disease resistance protein At1g59620
Exons: 3
Coding region: 1-1221 (406 amino acids)
Source: RefSeq, a predicted model, not a curated record
AUGGUGCAUAAAUGUGGGUAUUUGCCAUGGGCAAUUUCUUUACUUUGCGGGGUUUUGAGGAAGAAAAAUUCAAUGGAUGAGCGGGAAUUAGUUAAUAAAGACAUCAAAGAAGUCAUAUAUAGAGAUGAAAAGCAGAUUGAUGGAGUGUUGAACUUCAGCUAUGAAAGGCUACCCUAUUAUUUGAAGCCUUGCUUUCUCUAUAUGGGUAUAUUAUUCAAUGAGGAUGAAACCAUAGAUGCAGGGCAUUUAUAUAAGAUGUGGAUAGCACAAGGCAUGAUUUCAUAUGAGAAUAUUGGAGACAAGGAGGACACUUUAAUGGACAUCGCUGAGCUAUACUUAAGAUGUGAACUUGAUAAGCUACCGUCAUCCAUUAGGAAUUUGGUAUACAUUGAUACCAUCGAUUUAGCAAAUACAAUGAACGUUGAAGUUCCAAAUGUUUUGAAGGAGAUGCUGCGAUUAAAACACAUAUAUUUUCCUUUAUAUGGAGAUGAAAUUAUUGGAAAUUAUCGAGUAAGAUUGGAUGAGGGAUUAGAUGGGUUGGAGAGUCUACAAUUCUUAGAUAGUAGAUAUCAUGAAUUAAAAUGUAUGGACAGAGAGAAGAAUCUCCGACAUUUUUCAGCAAGAAUACACGAUAAAGAAAGCUUAUCAGCCAUCAUGAAGGCCAUUAUGAAGUGGAACAAGAUAGUAUUUUGUAGAGUUUAUAUCGAAGACAGCUGCGACUUAACAAGUGAGCGAAUGCUGGAGAAGGCUUUGAAAUGUCCCAACCUUCAAGGCUUGUGGACUAGGGCUAAGUUAAGGAAGGCGCUAGCAGAGUGCGAGAGUGACUUGAGAACCUUAAAACUUAGGUUUUUGAGCCUGUAUGGGUCCGAGAUUGAGGAUGAUCCAAUGGGGAUACUAGGAAACCUUCCUUACUUGGUAUAUUUGCAAUUAAGGUGUGAAUCAUUUGUUGGGGAGGAGAUGACGUGUCCAUCAAAUAGUUUCCUUCACCUCAAGGAGCUAGAAUUAAUAGGUUUACCACAGUUGAGGGAGUGGGGAGUGGAGGCAGGAGCCAUGCCCCUUCUAUCUCAAUUAAAGAUUGAAGAGUGUUCUUGUCUGGAGAUGAUGCCAGAGGGAUUGAGUGGCAUUUCUUCCCUUCAGAGACUCAUGAAGGAGAUAGGCAGAAAUGAUGUUGGUGUGCAGAUUCAGCUUGUUGAUGAAAGAGGAUCUUAUGCUGUAUCUUAG